CCCUUCCCUACCACUCCUCCUCUACUCUCCUGACUGCCUGUUUCAUCAGGCCACCGACUCCCCGUCUCUUCACAUCGGCAACCCUGCAUUUCCCUCGUCCUUUCCUCCAGUAAAUCCGCUUUUCUGGCCUUGGUGCGGUACUUGCGGGUGUAAUGGUUUCAUGCUAUUGCGGCACACCUCUUCGUAGCUGUCCGCUAACUUGACAUCUGCAAAACGCCUCUAUCUCUCUGAUGCAGCUUUCCUCUGCCAGCUUGUGAUGCUUUGCACGAGAAAUGGAAUUCGGAGCUGCUGUUGAAUGUGGCUAGUGAUUUUUGGAAAUCACGUAGAGGGUUCUUGUCGUCAGGCGACAGGAAAUGCUUCUGAUUGUCCACUUACUUCGCCAUCCCUUUUUUUUAGCUCUGCUGCAUUUUCAUGUGGGCUCUGACGCCUUUCACUUAGGUUUAUUAUGAGCACUAGCCUGCUUGUGGUGGAUUGUGCUUGAGGAGCCGUGAUAGAAGGAAGUUGAUACAUUACCGAGAGGAUUAUGUUGUCCGAGAGGUGUAGUACGACAGAGCGGAAUCGGAGGUUAGGAGUUGGUCAUUAAGCUGUGCAUUCGCUGUGGUAGCCGAGAAAACAGUAGUUUGGGGAGGGGAGGAAUUGCAGCUGCAGUAGUUACCGAAAAGAAGGCAAGCUGGAGGAAAGAGGAGCAAAAACGGAUUGGUUAUCGAGAACCCGCGCAGAUAUGGCGGUGACGCCAAAGUUUGACACAUUGAAGCCGCUCCCCGCCCGGCGGCACUCACUUGACGUUGUAUCAGGACGAAGAACCUCACGUGCUAGUUUCUCUAUGAAGCGCACGAAUGAGUGGGUACUAACAACGGAUGUUCCCAGCGACUUAGUUGUCGAAGCCGGGGGCAUGAAUUUUUCGUUACACAAGUUUCCACUGGUUGCAAGGAGUGGACGUAUAAGGAAACUUGUACCAAAUUUGGUAGACAACGAGAAUCCCAACUUGCUGCGGCUUACUGACGUACCUGGGGGUGCCGAGGCUUUUGAUCUAGCGGCUAAGUUUUGUUACGGCAUCAACUUUGAGAUCACAACGUCAAAUGUAGCUGUAUUGCGGUGUGCUGCUGAGUAUUUAGAAAUGACAGAACCUUACGGCGAAAACAACCUGGUGGCACGAACUGAGACCUUUCUCUCGGAGGUCGUCUUGCAAAGUCUGGCAGAUUCCAUUGCCGUUCUUCAUAAUUGUGAGAACCUUCUUCCCCUUGCAGAAGACCUGGGAAUCGUAAGCAAAUGCAUAGAGUCUGCAGCAACGAAAGCUUGCAGGGAACAGAACACCAAUGCCAUAGGUCGCUCUGAAUUAGGUGGUUCAGGCCGCUCUGAGAAUUUUAAGCUGUCAAGUAGCAGUAAUUUUUCACAUGCCAGCAAAGUUCCCAUGGCGGACUGGUGGGCCGAAGAUUUAGCUGUACUGCGCAUUGAUUUAUACCAAAGGUUAUUAGCUGCCAUGAGAACGAAGGGCCUACGGGUGGAGAGUAUCGGAGGGGCGCUCAUGCAUUUCGCUCAUCGGUCUCUUAAGGGAUUUAAUAGGAAACAAAACGGGAGAAGUGAUUUGAAGCCCCCAAAGAUGAAGGUUCACGACACUUCUACAGCGAUGGAGCACGAACAACGUAUUCUAGUGGAAACCAUCGUCAGCUUACUGCCUCCUGAAAAGAACACAGCUUCGUGCAGCUUCUUAUUUGGAUUACUUCGAACAGCAAUUAUGUUAGAUACAACCUUGGCAUGUAGACUGGAUCUUGAAAAGCGAAUUGGAAUGCAGCUGGAGCAGGCAACGUUGGAUGAUCUGUUAAUUCCUUCCUUCUCCUACACAGGAGAUACCUUGUUUGAUAAUGACAUAGUUCAUCGUAUUGUCGUCAACUUUCUGCAACAAGAUGACAGUGAUGAUUUACAAGUGGCCCACACCAUGUACGAUUCAGAUAAUGGAGGAUCUCUUUCUCAAAGUGCGAUGAUGAAGGUAGCAAAGCUGGUUGAUAGCUAUCUGGCAGAAAUUGCACCUGAUGCAAACCUUAAGCUUUCCAAGUUUCUUGCACUCGCUGAAAUCUUGCCUGAUUAUGCAAGAGUGGUGGACGAUGGACUGUACAGAGCAAUUGAUAUUUAUCUCAAGGCACAUCCAGCAUUGUCCGAGGUGGAUAGAAAGAAAUUAUGCAAGUUGAUGGACUGCCAGAAACUAUCACAAGAGGCUUGCACACAUGCAGCCCAAAAUGAAAGGUUACCGGUGCAAGUGGUUGUCCAAGUUCUUUACUUUGAGCAGCUACGAAUGCGAAAUGCGCUUGCGGCAGGAGCUUUUGCUGAUGCGACGGACACUGGCGGCGGAAACUACCAACACCGGCUGGGCAAUGAGAAUCUGAGUGCUGCACAUUCACCAAAAGAUAGUUAUUCCCUCAUUCGGCGGGAGAAUAGAGAACUCAAGUUGGAACUUGCGCGAAUGCGGAUGCGGUUAACUGACCUUGAAAAUGAUCAUGCGCUAAUGAAGCAAGACAUGCAGGAGAAACCUGUAAAGAGCUCAAAAUCAACAGUUGGUAGGAAAUUAAGCAGAUUAAACCCAUUUGCUCGCAGAGACUCGAAAGACUUAAGCUCCAGUAAUGGCAGUGCCAAUCCUGUUCAAGUUACAGAAUCUAAUUCGCGAAGUGGAUUCGGUAGGAGACCGAGAAGGCACUCAAUCUCAUAGUGAUGGUGUUGCUUCGCAGCUUAGGGACAAAUAUACUGGUACCAAAAUUAAGUUGAGGAAGUGAUUAGUUUGCAGAAGUAUGAUAGGAUGCCAACUGUUCAUGUCAUCGCAGCGUCUGUACAUGUUAUCGCAGCGUCUAUACAUGUGUACCAUUAUCAUGUCAAGGUGUAUGAGGUUAAAGUUUUCUCGUGUGCGGGUUCUUUGCUAGCCGGACCUGUGCAAGACUAUGAAUCAAGUGUAUGUAGAAGGGAGGUUUAAAUAGUUACAGGUUGAAAAUCCUGCCUUUUUAAUAGUAGCAAAGGUAAAUUAGUUGGGAGCACUGAAUUUUGGACAUUAAUACGUAGGCCAUUUCCCUCAUUACUUCUAAGUAGUGUACCCUGGAUUUUUUGCGCUUUAUAUGAAGUCGUGAAAUGGACGAGUAGGGAAAGCUCUUUGACACAUGUUCAAGUGA
Physcomitrium patens is the source of this 3152-nucleotide messenger RNA. RefSeq names its product BTB/POZ domain-containing protein At5g48800. Lineage: Eukaryota; Viridiplantae; Streptophyta; Bryopsida; Funariales; Funariaceae. The record is from RefSeq and is a predicted model, not a curated record. Gene Ontology annotation, molecular function: protein binding.